This is a messenger RNA of Naegleria lovaniensis, 852 nucleotides long. RefSeq lists its product as uncharacterized. The transcript has a single exon. Bases 1 to 852 code for a protein of 283 amino acids. The record is from RefSeq and is a predicted model, not a curated record. NCBI's taxonomy places the organism in Eukaryota, Heterolobosea, Eutetramitea, Acrasida, Naegleriidae.
AUGUCCGAUUCAAGCCUUAUAUCCUUCAUUCAACCUUCGCAUCUUGAAAUCGUUGGUCCCACAAAGAAUGUAGCCAACACGGUAGAAGGUCUCUCCCACGAGAGUUGCAUGUUGGGAGCGAGUGCAGAUUUUGCAACCCCAAAACGUAGUAUCACUGUUCACUUCUCUCGUCCCUUUCUUUUUAAAUAUAUUGAAAUGAAACCUCAUAAACAGUUUAAUUGUUGUCAACAACAAUUCAAUGGAAUUGAUAUUUAUUACAAAUCCAUGGAAACGAAUGAAUGGAUUGAAAUUGCUACCGUGAAAGAUGCCAACUCCGAUGAUUAUUUGUAUCGAUUGGAUUUGGGUGAAUUUGGUCUCAUCACUCAAAGUUUCAAAUUAACUCGAUUCCCAAGUGAAAAUGUUUCUGUUGGAAUGAUGAAAUGUUAUGGUCGAGAUGUACUUGUGAAUCAUCAAUAUCAGCAACAACAACAACUACCACCUCCAUCCAUCAUGAGUGCUUGCUCUGCCACAACAACAACCACCACCACCACACCCUCUUCCAACUUGUUCAAUCACAUGCCUACAAGCAACAUUCCAAUAAUGAAUCCAAUGAUCAUGAACACAUCUCAUGUUACACCUCAACAAUACCCUCCAACCAUAUCAUCGUCGCCUUAUGGUCAUAUCCAUAACCCCAUGGUGUACAACAACCACUCGUCGUAUGGUGUCGUCAAUCAUCAACCAUCUUUACACCAAACUCAGCCACAAGGGUUCAUGCAGUACGGUCACAGAACUACAACCAGUAUGGGUAUGAUGAAUAAUCCUUAUUAUCCUCAACAACAACCACAAUAUCAACCUUACCCUCCUUAUCAAUGA